Messenger RNA from Caenorhabditis auriculariae, 4173 nucleotides. Lineage: Eukaryota; Metazoa; Nematoda; Chromadorea; Rhabditida; Rhabditidae. The record is from the annotation of a GenBank genome assembly.
AUGACGGUUUCGUACAACCUGGACGUUUCCUCGGUGUCGUGUCUGAACUUCUUCAAGUUGCUUUUUCGCUGGCGCGGCUCCAUCUGGAAAUCCGUGGCGAACGAGCUUGCACUCUGGCUGAUCGGCUACUACGCCGUCUUCGUCGUGUACAGAACGCUCCUCAACAAGUCCGAACAAGGGUUCAUCCACAUCCUCAAAAUACAUCUUGACAAAAAAUUAAAGGAGGUUUGUCGAAGUCGCUCAGAGUCUGGACAAGGCGUUGGAUAAAUGCGUCCCUCUGACUUUCAUGCUCGCCUUCUUCGUCACGGUCAUCGUCGACCGCUGGAAGAACAUCUUCGCCAACAUUGGCUUCAUCGAAAAGUUCCUUUUCUCGAGUGAAACUCAUAAAAGUUGUUUCAAGCGUUGCCAUCUCAAUCGCCACCAUAGUUCGAGGAACCGACGAAAAAGUCGUCUUGUCCCGCAGAACUUUGGUCCGUUAUCUGGUCCUUUCUCAGGUUUGAUAAUGCUCAAAUUUAUUUUUUAGAAAAUUACGUUUAGGUCCUGGUUUUCCGAGACAUUUCCCUGAAAGUCCGUCGUCGCUUCCCAAACACUGAUUCAAUAGUGAAAGCCGGUAUGUCGAUUUUCAACCUAAAAUAGGUGAAAGAAAAGGACUGCGAAAAAAUCGCGAAAGCAGAAUCGCCAUAUUCACCUUUUGCGCUCCAGCGAUAACGCAAUGGUUGAAUUCCAGCUACUCAGACCUUGGUAACGCGAACGGGACGCGAAUCGGACGUGUCGGGGCAUUUCUAGUGACCACUUUAGUAGCCUCAGAACUCUUAAGGGAUCCCUAGAAUCGCCCAGAAACGUCCGGAGCACGUCCGUUUCGCGUUACCAAUGUCCGAGUAAUUUUUUUCACUUUAUUUGAUUUAACUUGUGUUUUUCUUUGUAUUGUUUCACACGAUAAAUCGAUAUUCAGUGAACGGAACGUUUACUUUGUCUAAAAAACUUUUCAAAACAACCGAAGUUUGAUUGUGUCCUAUUUAAAAUAGUAGAUAAAACCAUAAAAAAAUCAAUAAAAACGAUUUUUUUCUCGCAAAAAAAGGGUUUUUUUCACGAGUUGUAGAUUAUUCUACAAAAAAAUUAUCUACGUUAGAAUUUAUCAAUCGAAAAUAGAAAAUGAAAUAUUUCAAAAAUAUUGAAAAUGCGGCGAAACCUAAACUUUUUGCAACGAUUAUCGGUGGAGCGCAAAAAAUGACAGAAUUUUCGCUGCUUGGUUUUUUAAGCUGAUUUUUUCUCUGUAAUUUUUUUCCCCUGACUAUUGCAGCUUUUUUGAUUUAUUCCUAAAAAUAACACUUUUUUAAGGUUUUCUACAUGAGCACGAAGCUGUUAUGUUAGACAAGGUCGACUGUAACUACAACAAAUACUGGGUUCCAGUCAACUGGGCCUCCACCCUUCUCUUCCAACUACACAAGGUAAUGCAGUCAUUAGGUGAAUGUUUUAAUGGCCGGUAGAGCGAAAUUUGGUGGAGCUUUGUAGAAAAGAGAGAUUUGCUAAGGCCUUUUCAUUCAAGAUCAGAAAAAAAAGAAAAAAACUUUUUUGGGAAUUUUGACCAAGGGGCCCGUUUUUUAGAAGUUCCAUCGAAUUUCACCCCAAAAACUUUGAAAACCCUUUUUGGAAACUUUUUGUCGGUUUUUUUUUCAAUUUUUGAUGUUCGCAAACUGACUUGAUUUUUUUCCUUUCAGGCUUUUUUUUUCUAGAACCAAGUGACACUUUUUUUUAAAUUCUUCCGUUUUUCUGAAAAUGUCUUUAACCUAAGUAAUUCAGCGUAGCAAGUCAGUUUAUUAUGAGAAAGUCUAACAUUUAUAAAUAGUCAACUUUAUCCUUUCUUUCAGGACACUGACAUCACUCCGGCUCUUUUCAACACUGUAUGGCAGGUUAGAAAUUUAAGAAAAUUUGGUUGUAAUUAAGGACUUUCAAUUUUGAAGUUUUCUAUUUUAAAAAUUUGAAUUUUGAGCAGAUAUCGAAUUUGGAGGGCCUUCGUAUAGAUCUUCAGCGAUUUUUUGGGAAAAUUUGAAACUUCAAAACAAAAUGAACUUCAUUUUUAGAGCAAGAGUGGCAUGAGAAAUUUCCCAAACAACAACUCAAAUCUUCUUUUCACCGGCUUCUUUCCUAGUUUUUGAUAUGGCGUUAUACAGGAACUCAAACUUUUCCGAACAAACUUGGCUCUUUUGUGCAAUUUCGACUGGGUUCCGAUUCCUCUUGCAUAUCCUCAGGUUCAUUUUUUGUUCCUGAGUCGCCUAGAACCAUCUUUAUCAGGUCGUUUUCCUAGCAGUUCGGGUCUACUUUCUGGUCUGCCUCGUCGCCAGACAGUACGUUGAUCUCAACAGAACCAGCUCGGUUUAUUUAUUUUCCUCCAGCCAAAAUAUUCUGUACCUUUUCCAGGUUGAUUAUUACUUUCCUCUUCUGACCGUUUUCCAGUUUGUGUUUUUCAUGGGCUGGCUGAAGGUUAGUUCAGAGUGAAAAUGCGAAACUGAUUCUGGAAUCUGUCGUCCAGGUAGCAGAAGGCCUUCUGAAUCCCCUCGGUGAGGACGACGACGACUUCGAAUGCAACUUUCUGAUCGACAAAAAUAUCGCGGUGAGAAUCCCGGCGUCGGCGACAAACUCGUCGUUUGCAGACGGGAAUGGCGAUCGUGGACCAGACCUACGACGUCUGUCCUCCCAUGCUGCGCGACAAAUUCGCCGAUCCUUCAUUCGCGCCUGUUUAUUCUGAAGAAAGUCAGAAAAAUGGCACAGAUCAUGCUCUUCUCGGCUCCGCCCAAACCGUCACGUUCGUCAUUUUCAAAUUCUGUCCGACCUUUUUCUUUUUCAUUUCAGGCUUGCCAACCCGGAAGACAUUGUACCGAUGGUUUCUCUGCAGCCGGCGUCUCCAACUCGUAAGCAAUCCCAAUCCGACCUUUUCCAGAGUAAAUUAUCGUUUUCAGUUUUCGGAGAAUCUGGCGGGAGCUCCUACCCGAGGUCAAACUCGACGGCGCGACUGAGGCGGAAGAUCAGCGACGCGUUAGGUGGCGGCAGGUUCCUCUCUUACUUACCUUGAAAUUCCUCUCUCAAGAGGAAGGUCAUUCUAGUUAUGGGUUGGGAAUUUUCUGAAAAUUGGUUGAAUACUUGUUGAAGUAAAUAAUGAACUGAAUGUUUGAAUCACCAAAAGCUGUCUAUUUUUUGAGAGAGAAAAGCUCGGAAAACUGAAAUAUCCAGAAAAAAAAACAGGUUGGACAGACGCCGGUCAAAUAUUUAAAGUAAUUGAUUUACAGACACGAUGAAGAUAAUGACCAUCGAAACGAACAAAAGUUUUAUCAUCAUAACUUUUUUCGUAAAGCAAGUUUUCAAAGAAUUUUCCGCGAAAUGCAAAAUUAUCUCUGACUCUCCAAAAUUCAGUUAUCUUUUUCACUCUCUGAGAGCUAUUUUGAGUUUCGUGGAAUCAGUUUGAACACGGCAUAAAGGUUGAAAUUCUCGAUAUUCCAAUGUAAAAAAAUCUACUAAACAUUUAGGUACAGUUGCAAUUUUUUUUGGAUAGUGUUCGAUUUGAUUUCAUGUGAUAUUUAUGUUUCUUGAUAAGAAUUUGAAACUCCUCAAGUUUUUGUAAAUCGCGAAAUCACUUAUUACGCGUCACUUUUUUUGCUACAAAGUUUUUUUCAAUCCCCCUCUUUGAACAAAUUUUUUCAAAAACUCCCUUCUACAGAGAAAAAUUACUUUCGAAACUUUCUGGUUGAAGAAAAGAUUUGAUUUUUCAGAGUACGAUCCCACUCUGUUCAACCCGUUUCCUACAAAGUAGAAGACGGCAACAUGUUCUCCAAGUCGUUGAGCACGCCACAGAGACCUUACGGCGUCUUUGAACUUUCCGAUGGUUUUAUCCCCACGAAUAUUGAGAAACUCCAUUUUUUUUUCAGGUUUUGUCAGCACGAUGUCGUUGCACAAAAAGCUGCCGAAAGUUGAGGAAGAAUCUGGGAGCAUGCGAAGUCACGUCAGCGACAACGAGGACGACGACGACAAGGUUUCAGGAAUAGAGUAGACUCGACAAAAUAUUCAUUUUUGAAGCUACGAAAAGUGAUUGAACAAGAGCUGGCGACCCACCACAUGGAUCGACCCCAGACCAUACAUUCCAUCCACUUUCCGAUCAAUGACAGCGGCGCCAAGUUUUAA